Helianthus annuus (common sunflower) is the source of this 2056-nucleotide messenger RNA. Its product is annotated as heat shock factor protein HSF8. NCBI's taxonomy places the organism in Eukaryota, Viridiplantae, Streptophyta, Magnoliopsida, Asterales, Asteraceae. Gene Ontology annotation, molecular function: DNA-binding transcription factor activity; RNA polymerase II cis-regulatory region sequence-specific DNA binding. The record is from RefSeq and is a predicted model, not a curated record. Gene Ontology annotation, cellular component: nucleus. Gene Ontology annotation, biological process: regulation of transcription by RNA polymerase II. The transcript has 3 exons. The coding region runs from base 215 to 1477 and encodes 420 amino acids.
AAUCGAUGCAUUUCUAGGGAUUUUUUUUUUUCAAAACAUGUGUGGUGUGGUCCUCUUAAAAACUUUGAUAAUCGGUGCAAAUAGAUUAAAAAACUUAUUCACGUUGUCUUCUACUCCGUUGUUCCUUUUCUAAAACUUCCCCAAACACAAAUUCACCACAGAUCUCCAUUAAACCCAAUACAAAACCCUAACUAACGACCCUCAUUCAAUCCCAAUGGACACUAGCAACACUACCAACGCCACCGUUGCCCCCACAGACAGUGGCGCUGCCGCUGCUCCGCCCGUGCCGAUCCCGAUUCCGUCCGUAAAUGCUCCGCCGCCGUUCCUGGUGAAGACGUACGAUAUGGUGGAUGAUUGUUCUACGGAUGCGGUUGUUUCGUGGAGUGCUGGUAAUAAUAGUUUUAUUGUGAAGGAUCCUCCUGAGUUUGCUAAACAGAUUUUGCCUAAGUAUUUUAAGCACAGUAACUUCUCCAGCUUUGUUCGCCAGCUUAAUACUUAUGGAUUCAGGAAAAUUGAUCCAGAUCGUUGGGAAUUCGCAAACGAGGGAUUCUUACGAGGCCAAAAAGACCUCCUCAAAACCAUAGUUCGCCGGAAGCCCGCCGCAGGGCACAACAACCAGUCACAACUGCCACACGGACAGACAUCUUCCGUGAACCGAUGUGUUGAAGUUGGGAAAUUUGGACUCGAGGAAGAAGUCGAGAGACUAAAACGUGACAAAAAUGUGCUGAUGCAGGAGCUCGUGAGGCUUCGACAGCAGCAACAAGCAACUGAUAAUCUAAUGCAAUCAUUGGUGCAACGUCUUCAAGGAAUGGAACAACGGCAACAACAAAUGAUGGCGUUUUUAUCGAAAGCGGUUAAUAGCCCGGGUUUCUUGGCGCAUUUUGUACAACAAAACGAGAACGCCAAACUCAUUUCAGAAGGCAACAAGAAACGCAGGUUUAAACAAGAGCAAGCUGUUUCCGAUAAAAAUAACGAGUCGGUUGAUGGACAGAUCGUUAAAUAUCAACCCAUGAGUAACGAUUCACCAAACGCAAUGCUGAGACAUUUUGUAAAACUUGAAGAGAUCAUACCACCAACAUCUAGUCAAUCUGCACCACUUGAAGCAAAUUCUAAUGUGGUUGCAACGAGCCCACUAGCCGAUGAUCAAGAAUUCGCUCAUGUCGCUGACCUGUUGGAUGGUGUACCUAUUGACCCAAACCUGGUUCCAUUGGAUGGUGCACCUAUCGGUUUCCCACCUGAUGGAGACACACAAUGGAAUAGUGAUUUUGAUAUGGAUUUUUUCAACGAAAUUGAUCCGUCAUGGGUUGUUGAGCCCAACCCGGAAGCCGUUCUAGCUGAAGAAAUGGGCUCGGCUCCAAUGGAUGAUUACUUGAUGCAGGGAAGUGAAGUUAAAUCGUUAGAAAAUACAGGCUCGGCUCAGGUGCAGCAACUCACACAGCAAAUGGGGCUACUUUCUUCAGAGACUAAAGAAGCCUAAUUAGAUUUAAACAAAUUGUACAAAUGUUCUUGGUAUCGUCCGAGUUUUCUCUGCUAGUACUUGAAGGUGGAUAAUGGUGUCAAGGGAGUGCUGACGUGGAGCGAUGGAGGUGGGGAACACGGAACACCAUACCCCUUCAAGGGGAUCGGUAUGGAGGGGAUGGAGGUCUUGUUCAUCAUGCGAAAUAAAGAAGAUUUUGAGGCGUUUCGAGAUAGAAAUCUGAUGUGGAGGUUGAGGAUGGAGGGGAACACCACGCCCCUUAAAAGGGGAUGCAAUGCAACCCCCUUCAUCCUCUCCCGAAAUCAUAACAUAUAGCCUAAACAUGUGACUUUACACGUUUUGGAAAAUGUUAUGAUUUUUAGUAGUAGAGUAAGCCAGCUCAGCCAAGCUAGAACCGGACUAAGGUCAAGCUAGGAUCGUCUAACUGAAAUUUGAGCCCAACUCAUUUUGAGGCUUUGAGCACAUUGUUAUGUCUCAAGAUCGGUGUGUGAGUAAAUUUAUAUGCUUGAACUCAGCUCGGGCUUGACUUGGUGAUUAUAUAUUUGUUCUAUUGGUUAUGUAUAUAACUAUAUUUUUAUA